AUGAACAUGGAGCUCAAGGCUCUUGAGCUUGGCUCGCUUCAGGUUGGCAGCUCAUUGAGCAUGUGUCAUGUCGGCAGCGUGGUACCCGGCCGCGAAGCAGGCGAAUUGUUACGCAUCAGAGAUGCAAAGGUGUUCGUGAGCUCGGCUGGAGAACGCAAGGAUGAGGCACAGUGCCCUCCGACGUCUUGGCAAGACGUGGCCUCGCUGAGGUGCUUUCGAGAACGGGGGUGUGGCGUACACAUGGGUACGGAGUAA
Phytophthora nicotianae INRA-310 is the source of this 255-nucleotide messenger RNA. RefSeq lists its product as hypothetical. Bases 1 to 255 code for a protein of 84 amino acids. The transcript has 3 exons. NCBI's taxonomy places the organism in Eukaryota, Oomycota, Peronosporomycetes, Peronosporales, Peronosporaceae. The record is from RefSeq and is a predicted model, not a curated record.